This is a messenger RNA of Angiostrongylus costaricensis, 201 nucleotides long. Lineage: Eukaryota; Metazoa; Nematoda; Chromadorea; Rhabditida; Metastrongylidae. The record is from the annotation of a GenBank genome assembly.
AUGGACAAACCAGUGAAGCUCGCCAGGGUAACGAAGAUUAUUGGACGUACUGGUUCUCAGGGCCAGUGUACACAGGUUCGUGUCGAAUUUAUGGAUGACAGUGGUAAUCGGUCCAUUAUUCGUAAUGUCAAGGGACCCGUUCGUGAAGGUGACAUAUUGACCUUGUUGGAAGCGGAAAGAGAAGCUCGAAGACUUCGUUGA